AAGUAGCACCACGGAACAACCAACCGCAGCAGCAGCCGUUGUUCGCAGCAGUGUCAUGGCGGCGGUGCGCAGCUCACGGGUAUCGGUGAAAUCGGACAGCGGUUCCGACCGCUCCGACUCAGAGUCGGACUCCGAAUCCGACGGGGGUACCCGCGGGGCCGAACCCAUGGAGGUGGAAGAGGGGGAAGUGGAGGCCGACGACAUAUCCGUCAACCGAUCCCUGAAGGAGCUGCUGCCGGAUACUAGCAGGCGUUACGAGAACAAAGCUGGAGCUUUCAUCACCGGCAUUGACGUUAAUUCCAAGGAAGCCAUCGAGAAAAAAGAGAAGCGAGCGCGGCGUUUCCACUUCCACGGCGAGGUGAGCACCAUUCAACGAAACGUUUUCCUGGACAAGGAUGCCAUAAAGAAAGCGAUCCCCAACGUGCGAUUAGAGGCCCUCUACAUCACGGGCGUUGAUGACAUGAGCACCCAGGACGUGUUUGGGUAUUUUAAGGAAUACCCCCCCGCGCACAUCGAAUGGAUCGAUGACACUUCCUGCAACGUGGUUUGGCUGGAUGAUGACACAGCCACCAGAGCUUUCAUCAACACCAGCAGGAUGCCCGACCCUGAUGUGGCGGCCACAGAUACCGCCACUCAGACAGACAAGCCCAGCAAUGAUCAUCGAGAUCAAGGGUCAGAUGACGAGGACAAUGAUGAAGAGGGGGAGGUGAAUGAGACAAAGAAGAGUUCCCAGGAGAUUGCAAAGGAUAGCGACAGGGAGGAAAAGACCAAAGUAGAGGCCGGUCAGGCGGACAUCCUGUCAGUGGACGAGAGAGAGUCUCUUCUGAGGAACGACUUGCGUCCUGCGACCAAACCCUUCAAAGGAAACAAACUCUUCCUGCGCUUUGCCACAGAAGAUGAUAAGAAGGAGCUGGGUGCCGCCCGGCGCAGUAGAUACUACAUGAAGUACGGGAACCCAAACUACGGCGGCAUGAAGGGGAUCCUCAGCAACUCUUGGAAGAGAAGGUUUCACAACAAACGAAUCCAGAGAGACGUCAUUAAGAGUAAAACACCUCUAAUAGGAGACAGCAUGGGACACACGCCGCCGUACACACACCGCCACUCUGCUGACCUGGUCAAUCUGCCUGAGGAGCCCAUCGAGGAGGAGGAGGAGGAAGAAGAGGAUGAAGAACACGGCGACGAGGACAUGGACUCAGAUGACCGGGUGGUGGAGUACAAGGAGAGGGGAGAUCGUGGGGGUGUCGCCACACGCUUGGGAGUUCGUAGCAGGGUGGAGCGUUCCCCGUCACCCUGGUCCGAAUCGGAUGAGAUGGACUAUGACCUGGAGCUGAAGAUGAUCUCCACGCCGUCGCCGAAGAAGAGCAAGAAGAUGACAAUGUACGCUGACGAAUUGGAGUCACAGCUAAAGAGCAUUCGGAACCGGGUAGGAGAAUCAGCAUCGCAAAGCAGGCCCAAGUCCCCGUCACCCAGCAAGAUGACCGACGUGAGACAGCUUCUUGAGGAGAAACGACAGGGGCAGUCUCAGCAGAGACCGCACCUCCCACCGGUGACCAGCGGGAAGACAGAUGUACGGCAGCGGCUCGGCAAGAGGCGGUUCUCUCCGGACAGGCAGCGUUCUCCCUCCCCUAUCCCCCCAAGAGACCCGCCCCCCGCCAGAGAACCAAUCAGAGACGUGCACCGCCGACUCGGUGCAGUUCCACGGGACGAAGGUCUCUCCUCCAAGUCAUCCAAAGACAGAAAAACAAGCAGCCUAUGGAGUCGACUGGGCUCUGCUGACAACAGUGUCGGUAGCAGCGGGUCUUCAGGCCUCUUUUCGUCCUCGCGGAGACACAGGGGAAAUUCAAAAAAGGGAGAUGAAGAGGGGGAAGAAGGCGAGGAAGAGGACGACUCGACGCUACAGAAAAUGUGGGGUGCUAUGAUCAAACAAAAGCAGGAGCGGCUUACUCACAAAAUUAAAAAGAGUCGCCUGGACAAUUUGCCGUCGCUUCAGAUUGAGAUCAGCCGAGACAGCAGUGAGGACUCGGAAGCUUGAAAUGGAUGCUGGGGUGUGAAAACCCGAUUAAAAGUUUGAAGAACCUGUUCAUGGAUGGAUUACUGAGUAGGCUCUGGGCCUCUCCUCCCUCUGGACAUCUGAAGGUUGAUCGCUGGCCUUUCUGUAAUGGGUUUUUUUGUUUAUUUUAAUAACAUUCAAUAUUUGUUUAGGCUGACAUUUCAACUUUACUUUUUUGUAUGUUGAAAUCACUUUGUACAGGAAACAUCGAUGAAACAUGACGUUUUCAGCGCAGAAACAUUCCCAUUGCGUUCGUCUUGAUGACAAAAAGCUGUAAACCUUUUGAUAAGAUAAUCAUUUACCCACACCUGUGAAACCUUACUGACUGCAGCUUCUCAAGUGGGACCUUGUUUACUUUAUUUGUAAAAUAAUACCAAAAUAAGGCAACUUUCCUCAGUUUUUGCAUCCAUUAUGAUAAAGCUUCAUUUUCUUCCUCACAUCACGUCUGAAGGGCAACUUGCCAUCAAAAGACGCUUGUUUGUCUUGAAUGAAAAUUGCAGCUUUAUCAAACAGAUUGUUGUUUAAUCAACCCAUUAAAACAAUGAAGACUUUGCUGAA
This is a messenger RNA of Nerophis ophidion (straightnose pipefish), 2608 nucleotides long. It is a transcript of the gene ncbp3, whose product is annotated as nuclear cap binding subunit 3. The record is from RefSeq and is a predicted model, not a curated record. NCBI's taxonomy places the organism in Eukaryota, Metazoa, Chordata, Actinopteri, Syngnathiformes, Syngnathidae. Gene Ontology annotation, cellular component: cytosol; nucleus. Gene Ontology annotation, molecular function: RNA 7-methylguanosine cap binding; mRNA binding. The transcript has 13 exons. Bases 56 to 2032 code for a protein of 658 amino acids.